Messenger RNA from Carassius carassius (crucian carp), 519 nucleotides. RefSeq names its product TP53-binding protein 1-like. Bases 169 to 519 code for a protein of 116 amino acids. The record is from RefSeq and is a predicted model, not a curated record. The transcript has 4 exons. Lineage: Eukaryota; Metazoa; Chordata; Actinopteri; Cypriniformes; Cyprinidae.
UCAAGUGACACCCAUGUAUCCCACACACACCUCAUCAUCUUCACAGAGAUAAUCGACUCGCACAACCUUUCCUUUUUCCUUUCUUCCUGCUUUCUUCCAGAAAAAGACAAGCCUGCGGUUUAGCACAGGAUCAGUUUUUCAGACAUCUGCUAACCCUGUCCCAUCCUUAUGGAUCCUGGUGAGAGUGAUCUUGAUUCAAGUUUUCCUCAGACAGAAAACCCCUGCCUCAUAGUAGAGGACUCGCAGCCUGAUAGCGUGGCCCUGGAGGACGAUCCUGACACCAGCUACCGUGCCCUUCUCGCCCGCCGUCUCUCUAACCUGCAGCCCACAUCACAAAGCCCUGUGCUGGAACUAAUUUCUUCUCCUGCUAAAAGUGGUUGUUUACAAAGUGACAGUCAGACUGAGAAGAGUGACACUACAGCCCACUCAGACAAUUUGCAGUCCAACCUGGGUUCAGCAGCUACAGAGCAUAGUCAAGUUUUUGAAGUUCACUCUUACCCCAUCUUAAAAAGGUACUAA